AUGGAUAUCGACGACGAUGACGACGAUUUCUACGCGCCGGAUGAGCCCGAAGAGCAGACAUCUGCCGCGACGCAUGCUGAAGCAGCAUUAGACCUGAAGCCAGAAGAAACCUCGGCUGAAGCAGAAACAGAAGGGGGCGCUGGGCAGGGUGAUGAUGCAGACGCUUUAGAAGAUGGUGAUGGCGACGAUGGUGGUGCCAUGGACGAAGACGGCGGCGAGGUCGAGGACGGUGUGGAAGAGGACGACGACGACUCAGACAUUGACAUCAUCACGGAACGGAAAGACGGCACAAAAGCAGCCCCUCCUUCACAAUCGAAGUACAACGACAUUCGCAAUAUACCACAGCGGUCAACCACUGGCGAAGGGAGCGCCAAGGCGACAGGAAAGUCUGACGACACAGCGGCAGCAGCUGCAGCAGGACGGCGAGGCAGUGCAGGCGAACCGUCCGCCGACUACCCAGCCGUGUCCACAUCGACUGUUGACAUCAACGCCAUUCCCGUCCACAAGGCCACCGGCAAGCCCAUCACACAAGUCAACAUUGACCUGGACCUCCCCGAGAACGACAAACCGUGGCGCAAGCCGGGCACGGAUCUUAGCGACUACUUCAACUACGGCUUCGACGAGUUCACCUGGGCCCUCUAUUCACAAAAGCAGGAGAGCCUGCGCACCGAGUACAACCAGGACGCCGUGGCCAGUUCCAACAAGCGCAUGAUGGAAGACUUCAACAUGAUGCUGAUGGGCGGCAUGCCGGGGAUGGGCGGUAUGCCGGGUGGGCCUGGUGGUGUUGUUGGUGCUGGCAGCGGCGGCAACAGCAUGGCCUCGGGCGGCGUGGUUGCUGGCGGGCCCGGUGCCAACUCGACUGCGGCCGGCGGGAACAAUGCGGGCUCUGGCGGUGCUGCUGGUGCCGGCAGUGGUUCUGCCGCGGCUAGUGCUGCCCAAGGCGGUAUGCAGGGCAUGCCAGGCAUGGACGGUGGCAUACCGCCCGAGAUGCAGCAGAUGCUCCAGCAGAUGAUGGCGUCGGGCAUGGACCCCAGCCAAAUGGACCCCGCGACAAUGGCUGCCAUGAUGGGACAAAUGGGCGGUGGUGGUCCUGGUGGUGCUGCCGGCCAGGGAGCGGCUGCCGGCGGUGGUUACGGUAACCAAGGCUUUGGCGGCAACCAAGGUUUCGGUGGCUACGACCAGACCAUGGGCGGCGGCAAUGCUAUUCGCGGUGGGUUUAACCGGGGCCGAGGCGGGCGGAGGAAUUGGUAG
Molecule: messenger RNA, 1251 nt
Organism: Sporothrix brasiliensis 5110
Lineage: Eukaryota; Fungi; Ascomycota; Sordariomycetes; Ophiostomatales; Ophiostomataceae
Exons: 2
Coding region: 1-1251 (416 amino acids)
Cellular component (GO): mRNA cleavage and polyadenylation specificity factor complex
Molecular function (GO): RNA binding
Source: RefSeq, a predicted model, not a curated record